Messenger RNA from Nematocida parisii ERTm1, 471 nucleotides. RefSeq lists its product as uncharacterized. The record is from RefSeq and is a predicted model, not a curated record. The coding region runs from base 85 to 471 and encodes 128 amino acids. The transcript has a single exon. Lineage: Eukaryota; Fungi; Microsporidia.
GCAGGUUUUAUUCUUGAGACAUAUAUUGACGGAAGACCUGAUAUAACUUCUAUUCUAGAUCGGGAGUCAUUGAAGACUGAUGAAAUGCUAGAUAAAUCCAUAAAGAAGCUAAAACCUAUUUCAGAUAUACUUGUAUAUCUGUCAGUUAAGCGUGCAGACUCUGCACUUAUUAAAUUUAUAAUAGCGUAUAGACAGAUGAAAAAUAUAUAUAAUAAUUCACAUUACAUAGGUGAGCUAAUAGAAGAAAACAUGUCUAAACAGGAAAAAAUACAUUUGUUGCAAUGUCUAACUAAAAACGGAUUGGCAAACCAAGUUACAAGUAUAGUAAAUAAAAUCAAGGAUACAAAAGAAAUCAAAAAAUCAAAUGAUGGCAUAACGAUGUGUUUGGCAUGUAUGGAUUACUAUACACUCUAUAUCACACAGCUAAUGCUUAUAAUAUGCCCAUACAAACAGGAAUUAAUCGCCAGAUAG